UAAAACUAAAGUCGUAAUAGAUUAGCGUUAGCAAGGCACACCAGCUGACAAGUGUGAUUUUAUUCAUUUCACCAAAUGCCCUUAAAUUGCGUUGUUCUCCUGACGUUGUUAAAUUUUGCACAUUUUUCGUGAAGAAAAAAACGAUUUAAACGAUCGGAACAUUAUUCACUGUAUUGUGUGUAUAAUUGUUGUGAUCAAAUUUUGACGAAAUUCUAUUGAAUCAGAUGAAAACGAUGACGAAUGAAACAGAAUUCGAGAGAUUGGUGUAUUCACCGACCAGCGAUGCAACCAGCGAAUCGGACAAAUUAAGUGAAUCUCGUGGUGGACGAAAUAUUCGUAAAGGUCGUAAUUCAAUCAAACAUGAAAAAAGCGAUGCACCUCGACGUAGUCAACGCAUAAGUAUGAUAAAUAAGAUUAAAAUCGAAUCAGUGUCAGAUUCAGAGCAAAACGACAUCACGAUGAAAUUGAAGAAAAGUGAUGUUAAGAGCACCGAUCUUCCUUAUUCGGAUAAAUCAAUUAGAAUUGGAAAAAUCUUGGGCGCCACAGAAAUCAAUGAUGAACUCAAAUUUGUGUUCAAAUGGACAGACGAAGAUAAACUAUCGAUUGUGUCAUCGGCAGAAGCGAAAAUGAAGUAUCCAUACGAGGUUAUGGAGUUCUAUGAAAGCCGCAUGCAAUGGGAAACAGACGAUGAAGGUGUCGAUGAUGAUGACAAGACCGACAACUACAAACGACCACUAAAACAUUAAUAGCCAAACAUUUACGACAAACAUACAGAAUGCCUUCUUUUUCAUUUAAUUUACACAGAAUUUUCAUAACCAAUAACUUUCGAUAUAAAUGGACCAGCGAAGAGAAUGAAAUUGAAUUUAACAAUAUCUAGAAUUAAUUUGAUUGCUUGAUCGAACAUGCACUGUUUUAAUCCGAUUUUUUUUUAGAAAACAAAAAAGAUUAUAAUGAAUAUGUUUUUUAUUGAAAUUUGUAAACAUACCGACUGUCAAUGACGAGAAAAUGAAAUGA
Molecule: messenger RNA, 1014 nt
Organism: Contarinia nasturtii (swede midge)
Lineage: Eukaryota; Metazoa; Arthropoda; Insecta; Diptera; Cecidomyiidae
Product: chromobox protein homolog 5-like
Exons: 3
Coding region: 225-746 (173 amino acids)
Cellular component (GO): nucleus
Source: RefSeq, a predicted model, not a curated record